Salvelinus sp. IW2-2015 is the source of this 9208-nucleotide messenger RNA. The record is from RefSeq and is a predicted model, not a curated record. NCBI's taxonomy places the organism in Eukaryota, Metazoa, Chordata, Actinopteri, Salmoniformes, Salmonidae.
GGUUGCUGUUGUUGAGGAGACGGAGAAGCAGCCUGAGGAACACAAAUCAGAGAAAGUUAUCAGGAUUGAGGAUAUUGAAACCGAGGUGGAGACUCCCAAAGAGAAGCCAGUGGCAGAGCAUCAGCAAGAGAAUAAAGAAGUUGUUGCUGUUGCUGAAUCUGACAAAAAGGAGUUAGCUGAGGAUGUUGUUCACACAGCCACAGAGGACACAGCAGUAGAGCCUGAGCUUAGAGAGGAGAUUGCAGAGACUGUUACAACACAGACACUCAAGCUUCAGAAGGCCAUUGUGGUACUAGUGGACCUGAAGAAAACCUUGCAACCACAAGUGGAGGUAGAAAAUGUGGCAUCAGAGAUAGAGGUGGAAGAAGAGGCUCCAAAGGAGGUGUCAGGAACCGAYGAAGACGAAAAAGAAACAGCCAAAGAACCCUCUAAGGAGGAAAAGAAAAGAAGAGGACGACCAAGAUCCACUCAUCUCAGAACACCUGUUGAGGCUGAGGAGGAGACAGUGAACGAGGAGCAGCCAGCAGUUGAGAAACCUGCUGAGGGAAAGGAGAAGAUCUCACCACCUGAAGAGGAAGAGGCAGGUCCAGUGGUAGAAACAAGAGUCCUGAGGAGAGGAAGAAAAAGUAUUCCAGCUACCCCGACUCCAAAACGCAAGUACACACCGGAAGAGGCAAACAACCCAAAGAGAGAGAAGGAAGGGGAGGAAGAGCCAGCUGAGGAAGAUGAAGAUGCACCGGUAGUGGAAACCAUAGUUCUGAAGAGAGAGAGGGGCAGAUUUUCUGCUCUUGCUCCUGCCAAUCCCAGACGCAAAUCCACACAAGCCUGCAAAGAACCUGAGGAAAGAGGAGGAGAAGGAAGGGGAGUUGGCUAAACCUGUUGAGGAAGCUUUGGAAGAAAAUGUGGAGAAAGAGAAAGCAGUGGAUGAAGCAGCAGCUGCAACAUUGGAGAGUGUGGGGAAGGAAAAGGGGGCAGAGGAAGCAAGAACCUGAGGAAAGAGGAAAAGGUGGAGGAAGAGAAGGAAGGGAAACUGAAGCUGCAGCUGAAACUGUACCAGUGGAAGAGGAGAGUGUUGCAGAAGAAAAGGUGGUGGAGGGAGAAACAAUUCAGGAAGAGGAAAGGUAGAGGAAGAAAAGGAGAUUGCAGAAACUAUUACAACACAGACACUCAAGCUUCAGAAAGCCACUGGCAGUGCUGGUGGACUUGAAAAAAACUGUGGCCUCAGAGAUGGAGGAGGAGGCUCCAAACGAGGUGUCAGGAACCGAUGAAGACGAAGAAGAGAUCAAAGAAGACAGCCAAAGAACCCUCUAAGGAGGAAAAGAGAAAGAAGAGGACGACCAAGAUCACUCAUCUCAGAACACCUGUUGAGGCUGAGGAGGAGACGGUGAACGAGGAGCAGCCAGCAGUUGAGAAACCUGCUGAGGGAAAGGAGAAGAUCUCACCACCUGAAGAGGAAGAGGCAGGUCCAGUGGUAGAAACAAGAGUCCUGAGGAGAGGAAGAAAAAAGUAUUCCAGCUACCCCGACUCCAAAACGCAAGUACAACACGAAGAGGCAAACAACCAAAGAAGAGAAGGAAGGGAGGAAGAGCCAGCUGAGGAAGAUGAAGAUGCACCGGAAGAGCCAGCUGAGGAAGAUGAAGAUGCACCGGUAGUGGAAACCAUAGUUCUGAAGAGAGAUGGGGGCAGAUUUUCUGCUCUUUCUCCUGCCAAUCCCAGACGCAAAUCCACACAAGCCUGCAAAGAACCUGAGGCUGAGGAGGAGACAGUGAACGAGGAGCAGCCAGCAGUUGAGAAAUCUGCUGAGGAAAAGGAGAAGAUCUCACCACCUGAMGAGGAAGAGGCAGGUGGGGAAGAAGAAGAACUGGCACCAGUAGUGGAAGCCAAAGUUCUGAGGAGCGAAAGGACAUCUGCCUCUCCUCCUGCCCCUGCUACACCUAGACGCAAAUCCACACCAACUGUUGUUGAAGCGGAAGAGGCAGAAAAACCAGAUGAAACAGAAGAGGAAGUAGAUGACAAAGCCCAGGAAAAAGCUGUUGAGGAAGAGAAAGCCACAACAACAAACCAGGAGGAAGAGGAAGUGGAAGCAGAAAGCAUUGAGGAGGAACAAGAUGCAGAGGAGGAAGAAACAGGAAAUGAACCCACAGUGGAAGAAGGGGAGGAUAAUGUAGAGGCAGAAGAGGCGAGUGUAGUAGAGGAGGAGGAAAAGAAAAAAGAGGAAGGGUUCCCGGUGACUGAGGUUGCUUUUGUCGAGGAGUCAGAGAAGCAGCCCGAGGAACACAAAUCAGAGAAAGUCAUCAGGAUCGAGUGGAGACUCCCAAAAGAAAGCCAAUGGCAGAGCAUCAGCAAGAGAAUAAAGGGAGAUGCUGCUGUUGCUGAAUCCGACAAAGAGGAGUUAGCUGAGCAACUGAGCCUGCUCCUCUUCAUCCCUCAGGUGGGAGAUCUCCACUUCCAACAAGCAGGUUUCCUCAACGUUGUCUUCAUCAGUUCCUGCCACACAUCCUUCGGGAGCCCCCCCCUCCGAGGCCACAUUUUCAACCCCACUUGUGAGGUUGUUCACACAGCGAUGGCGGACACAGCAGUAGAAGCUGAGCUUGGAGUGGAGAUUGGAGAGACUGUUGCAACACAGACACUCAAGCUUCAGAAAGCCACUGUGUUGCUGGUGGACCUGAAGAAAACCUUGCAAACACAAGUGGAGGUAGAACAUGUGGCCUCAGAGAUGGAGGAGAAGGCUCCAAAGGAGGUGGCAAGAACCAAUGAAGACAAAGGAGAGAACAACGAAAAAACAGGCAGACCAAGAUCCACUCGUAUCACAAAACCUGUUGAGGCUGAGGAGGCAGUGGAAGAGGAGCAGCCAGCAGUUGAGGAACCUGCUGUGGAAGUGGAGAUCUCGCCACCUGAGAAUGAAGAGGAGGCUCCAGUUAACCUGAAGAGGAGGAGUUGGCUGAAUCUGUUCGGGAAGCUGUGGAUGAAAAGAGGAAGUAAAACCAGUGCAGGAGGAAAGGCAGAGGAGAAAGCCACACUGAUGGAUAAAGAGGACAUGGUGGACGAAGCUGCACAGUGGAGAGUGCGGAGGAAAAAGAGUGGCAGCGGAAGCCAAACUGAGGAAGACGGAAAGGUAGAGGAAGAGAAGGCAGAGGAAGCUGAGCUGCACCUGAAGCUGCAACACAAGCAUCCUGAGGAAGAGGAGGAUGUGGAGGCAACGGCUGAACCUGCACCAGAAGCAAUGGAGGAAGAGGUGGGGGAAGAGAAGGAAGCGGAGAUAGUGGAAGAGGAGAAGGUUGAGGAAGCUGCAGCUGAAACUGCACCAGUGGAAGAGGAGAGUGUUGCAGAAGAAAAGGUGGAGAAAAAUGACUGUAGAAAACUAGCAGAUCUAGGUGAAGAGGCAGAAAACGUCGAGUUGGUAACAGCAGUGGAAAGUGUUGCAGAGGAAGUGAUGAAAAAGCCUGUUGAGGAACCUGCUGAGGAAGAAAGAAAGACCUCACUACCUGAGGAUGAAGAAGAGAUUCCAGUUGUAGAAACAAGAUUCCUGAGGAGAGGAAGAAAAAGCAUUCCAGUAACGCCUCCAAAACGCAAGUACACACGAAGAGGCAAACAACCUGAAGAAGAGAAAGAUGCGGAGGAAGAGCCAGCUGAGGAAGAAGAUGCACCAGUAGUGGAAACCAUAGUUCUGAAGAGGGAUAACGGAGGCAGAUUUUCUGCUCUUGCCCCUGCUCCUGCCACACCCAGAUGCAAAUCCACAGACGCCCGCAAAAAACCCGAGGAGGAGAAGGAAGAAGAGUUGGAGGUGGAAAAGGUAGAGGAGGAAAAGAUGGAGGCGGUGGCUGAACCUAUUCAGGAAGCUUUGGAAGUAGUGGAUGAAGCAGCAGCUGCAACAGUGAAGAGUGUGGGGGAAGAAAGGGUGGCAGAGGAACCAAUAACUGAGGAGGAGGGAAAGGUGGAGGAAGAGAAGGAAGCGGAAACUGAAGCUGCAGCUGAAACUGUACCAGUGGAAGAGGAGAGUGUURCAGAAGAAAAAGUGGUGGAGGGAGAAACAAUUCAGGAAGAGGGAAAGGUAGAGGAAGAAAAGGUAAUUGCAGAAACUAUUACAACACAGACACUCAAGCUUCAGAAAGCCACUGUGGUGCUGGUGGACUUGAAAAAAAUCUUGCAACCACAAGUGGGGGUUGAAAAUGUGGCCUCGGAGGGGGGGGCUCCGAAGGUUGUGGCAGGAACUGAUGAAGACAAAGUUGAGGAACCUGCUGUGGAAGUGGAGAUCUCGCCACCUGAGGAUGAAGAGGAGGCUCCAGUUGUARAAACAAGAGUUUUGAGGAGAGGAAGAAAAAGUAUUCCAGCUACUCCGMCUCCAAAGCGCAAGUCCAAAAGAAGAGGCAAACAGCAUGAGGAAGAGGAGAAUGUGGAGGAGCCAGAGAAAAAAGAGGCAGCUGAGGAAGACGAAGAAGAGGCUCCAGUAGUGGAAGCCAGAGUUCUGAGGAGAGGUAGGAAAUCUGCUUCUGCUCCUGCCACACCUCGAUGCAAAUCCACACAUGCCACUAAAGAACCUGAAGAGGAGGAGUUGGCUGAAWCUGUUCGGGAAUCUUUGGAUGAARAAGAGGAAGUAAAACCAGUGGAGGAGGAAAGGGCAGAGGAGAAAGCCACACUAAUGGAUGAAGAGGACAUGGUGGAGGAAGCUGCAACAGUGGAGAGUGCGGAGGAAGAAAGGGUGGCAGCGGAAGCCACAACUGAGGAAGACGGAAAGGUAGAGGAAGAGAAGGCAGAGGAAGCUGAAGCUGCACCUGAAGCUGCAACAGUGGAGGAGGAGGAGAGUGUUGCAGAAGAAAAUGUGGAUGAAGAAGCAACAACUGAGGAAGAGGAAAAAGUAGAGGAAGAGAAGGAAGCGGAGAGAGUGGAAGAAGAAAAUAUUGAGGGAUCUGCAGUGGAAACUAUUAGUGUGGAAGAAAAGAUGGAGGAGGAAGUAGCAACCACAGUGGAAGAAAAGGAAGAGGAAGAAGAGAAGAAAGAGGAAACAGUUAUUGAACUGGCUUUAGAAAAACUAGCUGAGGAAGUUGCUGUGGUAGAAGAGGCAGAUAAAGUGGAGGAGAAAGAGGGAGCAAAGCCAGUUGAGGAAGAGAAGAAGACUUCACCACCUGAGGCGGAAGAGCAAGCUCCAGUAGAGGAGGAAGAGGAUGCUCCAGUUGUAGAAACAAGAGUUUUGAGGAGAGGAAGAAAAAGUAUUCCAGCUACUCCGACUCCAAAGCGCAAGUCCACUAGAAGAGACAAACAAGCAGAGGAGAAAAACCCAGCUGUGGAAGAAAAGGAACCAGUAGUGGAAACCAGAGCUCUGAGGAGAGGAAGCAGAGGCAGAUUUUCUGCUCCUGUCCCUGCCACACAUGGACGCAAAUCCACAAGAGCCCGCAAACAACCUGAGGAGGAGAAUGAUGAGGAGGUGGAGGCAGAAUUUGUAAAUGAGCAAAAGGUGGAGGAGGUGGUUGCACCUGUUCUGGAAGCUGUGAAGGAAAUAUUGGAGGAAGAAAAAACAGUGGACGAAGCAGAAGCUGAAACUGCACCAGCGGAAGAGGAGAGUGUUGCUGAACAAAAGGUGGUGGAGGGACAAACAACUCAGGAAGAGAAGACUGCUACUGUGAAAGAAAAGGUGGAAGAAAAAAUACCUGAAAAGGUUGAAGAAGAGAAGGAAGCUGAAGCUAGCUGGAAACUUGCCACAAUAGAAAGGAGCGUGUUGCAGAAGAAAAGGUGGAGGAAAAAGCAAAACCCACAGAGAAGAAAAGUGGAGAGUGUGGAGGAGAAAAAGGUGGAGGAGGCCGCGGCUGCAACAGUGGAGAGUGUGGAGGAAGAAAAGGUGGAGGAGGCUGCGGCUGCAACAGUGGAGAGUGUGGAGGAAGAAAAGGUGGAGGAAGUGAAUGAAUUGGAGGCAGAAGAAAAGGUUGAAGAGGAAACAAAAAGCUGUGGAGAAGCAACAACUGAGGAAGAAGAAAAGGUGGAAGAAGCAAGAACUGAGGAAGAGAAAAAGGUGGAAGAAGCAACAACUGAGGAAGAAGAAAAGGUGGAAGAAGCAACAACUGAGGAAGAAGAAAAGGUGGAAGAAGCAACAACUGCGGGGGCUGUGGUAGAGGAGGCUGAAAAAGUGGAGGUGGCGGCAACAGUGAUGGAAAGUGUUGCAGUAGAAGAGCCAGUUGAGGAAGCGAAGACCUCACAACCUGAGGAAGAAGCAGAGACUCCUGUUGUAGAAAUAAGGGUCCUGAGGCGAGGGGAAAAAAUAACUCCUGUUAAUCCUCCAAAACGUAGGUUCACACCAAGAGGCAAGCAAGCCGAGGAAAAGGAGAAGGAGGAAGAAAAAGUAGAGGAGGUGGCUGAACAUGUGCCGGAAGUUGUGGAGGAAAAGGAGGUGGCAGCUGAGGAAGAUGAGGCACCAUUAGUGGAAGCCAAAGUUCUGAGGAGAGGAAGGAGAUCUGCCCCUGCCACACCAAGACGCAAAUCCAAACGAGCCCGCAAAGAACCUGAAGAAGAGGAAAACGAGGAGGAAAAUGUAGAGGAGGAAAACGCAGUGGAGGAGAAAAUGGUGGUUGAGGAGAAUAAGAUGGAGGAGGGAGAGGAAAAGGUUGAAGAGCCAGCAGAGAGUGCUGCUUCAGAGACGAAUGAGGAAGAAGCCAUCGCACAGCAGUCAGAGGAGGUGGCAGAGCAAACAGAGUGGAAGGAAGAAGUAAAGAUCACUGCUGAAACAGAAGAAGAAAAGGUAGCUGAUAAAGAAACAGCUAAAGCGGUAGAGAAGAAGGAAGGAGACACCACCAAUGUGGAAAAAAAUACUGACAAGGCAACAGUAACUUCUGCUUCUCAAGAUGAAGUAGCUGGUAAUGCUUCAGAGGAAGAGAAGGGAGAAACUCCAGCGGUUGAAGCGGAAGAGGCAGAGAAAACAGAAGAAACGACAGAGGAAGUAGAAGACAAAGUCCAGGACAAAGCUGUUGAGGAAGAGGGUGAGAAUGCCACAACAACAACAAGCCAAGAGGAAGUGGUAGCAGAGAGCCUUGAGGAAGUUGUGGAAGUUCCUCCAGUUGUGGAAACUAGAGCAACGAGGAGCAGGACAAAAACAGUUGCACCAGCCACACCCAAACGAAAGUCCUUACGAAGCAAGUCUUCUGUGGAUUAUAAGGAACAAGAUGCAGAGGAGGAGGAAACAGGAAAUGAACCCACAGUGGAAGAAGGGGAGGAUAAUGUAGAGGCAGAAGAGGCGAGUGUAGUAGAGGAGGAGGAAAAAGAAAAAGAGGAAGGCUUCCCGGUGACUGAGGUUGCUGUUGUCGAGGAGACGGAGAAUCAGCCUGUGGUAACGAGAGUUCUGAGAGUGAGGUUAACUGCCACGCCCAUGGCCACACCCACACACCAGCGUACAUCCACAAAACGCAGCAAAAUAGUUACACCUGAGAAGGUCGAGCCUGAGGUGGGCAUGCUUUCAUCAGAUGAAGAGCAAGAAGAGAGCCCUGUGGAAAAGAGAAACCUCCGGAAGAGAAAAAGCAUGGAACCAACACCUGUUCGCAGAUCCAAGCGCCGCAGCAGAACUUAGACUUCGGAGAAUUGUUUUUUUUUUCAGUUUUAAAAAAUGCAUCUAUUUAGUGAAUAUUUCCUAUUAGACCAGAUUGUUUUCUUCUAUCUAUUUGUAAGUUUCUAAAAAGAAAAAUAGAAAAAAAACAUAUAUCACUUAACAUUUUUAUGUAAUUUUUCUGAAAGUCGAUAUGUAGUAUAUUUGAUAUCUUUUCAUAUUGUAUAUAUAUUUUACAUUUAACUACAAGUCUGUGAACAGUUUUUUGACCUUAGUGGCUGGUAACACGAUGCGUUUCAGUCUGAUAGGCUUUGGUUUGGACAUGAUCGGCUAAAACAAAAUUUAUUCCCUCAAAAUACUGCAUCCAUGAUCUGCUAAAACAACAUUUAUUCCCCUCAAAAUACUGCAUCCAUGAUCUGCUAAAACAACAUUUAUUCCCCUCAAAAUACUGCAUCCAUGAUCUGCUAAGACAUUUAUUCCCUCAAAAUACUGCAUCCAUGAUCGGCUAUAACAACAUUUAUUCGCUCAAAAUUAUCCUAACUUCAGAAUGCCAAAUGGUGUCUCCUCUAAUAAGAAUCAAGAAGCCUGUAAAUAAAUAAAUAUAUAUUUUUAAAUACAAAUGUAGUUAGAUUGGGACACACUAGCACUAAUCGUCACUAAGAAAAUAUUUUGGGCCACCAGGCUCCAUGCUCAAUCUGGAAUAUUUUAGUAAAUAUUGCUAUCUACAAUAGUGCAAAUACAUAAAAAAAACGUCAAUCGAAAAAACAUUGCUCAGAGAUGCACAAAAACAAUAGAAAAGCUCCCCUUUGUUAUAAGAUUAUUCAUCUUUUUUUUAAGCAAGCUAUGUUUAUUUUCAUUUUUUCUACAAAUUUCAGUGACRUUUCUUGUGGAAAUUUGGAACGCUUACAUUUUUACCCAUUAUACAAAUGUUUUCAACAGAACUCAGGAUAUAAAAUCACAUUUUAUUCAACAUAAUUCUUCAUUUGAAAUGUCUAAUGUCAACACAUUGUGUUACAUUUUGUGUGUAUUGAAAUAAUUGGUACACUUUGAACAUAUUUAGUGUAAAAAAACAACUAAAUACACACUAAAAUAUUACCUCACUGAGCCGUUGAGGUAUACCAUUUCAGUUUGUAAUUUGAAAAGGAUGUUGUUCCUGUAUUAACGCAAUAUCAUUUUAUAUACCAAUACAUGUAUGUAUAUCUUCACAUCUUGUAUGUUAACAUUUAUCAUUAAGGUUUUGAUAUACAGUAAGUAAAAUUUUAAUAACAGUAAAAAUAUGGUCAUACAGAAGAGUUUGUAAAAUAAAGUUUAAAAGUUUAAAAUAAAGUUUAUAAUAAAAUCUAUAAACUGAGCUAUGACGUUAAACUGUGAGGGUUUCUUUCUYGUGAGAGAUGUGAAAAUAGAUAGAAACUAUGAGUUUUCGUUUGUGUGUGUUAUCAUAAUAUGAUAUAUCUUGUUUCAGACUUUCAACGCUUUUGUUAUGUGUCUCAGUGCCCCCACAAAGGCACAAGCUAGCUAUAGCCAGCAGUAGCCUGUCUUGCUCAAACAUUUUCAUUUAGCAAUGUUGUAUUUUAUGACAAACCUCUCCUUGCAUUAUGUCUAAUGAACUUAGGUAACUUUUCUCCUCUGACAAUGUGAUUUGUUAUGAUCUUUGGUAGAAAAUAAAGAUUUUCACUGUUUUAC